Molecule: messenger RNA, 2246 nt
Organism: Cladophialophora immunda
Lineage: Eukaryota; Fungi; Ascomycota; Eurotiomycetes; Chaetothyriales; Herpotrichiellaceae
Exons: 7
Coding region: 403-2100 (565 amino acids)
Biological process (GO): amino acid transmembrane transport
Cellular component (GO): membrane
Molecular function (GO): amino acid transmembrane transporter activity
Source: RefSeq, a predicted model, not a curated record
CAGAUUUCGACAGCCACAUACCUCCUCAAUGCCACCAUCGCCACCACCACCAGCACGACAGGAUAGACAGUCCGCUCCUUGGCACUGCCCUCCUCUCGCGUCACGCUUCAGGGCGGUUGUCAUCGGUGCAGGGGUCUCCUCCCACUGCUGCAACAAGACAUCAUGCUGUACCCUUUACUCCUCCCAGGAUGCUGUCACUGUUUUGCUUGGGUGCGACGAUCCCUUGACUGGCCACCCCAGUCCAGAAGCUUCGCACUGGGCAAUGAUGAACUCGUGGACGGGUUCAAAUAAUGCAACCCUCCUUGACUGGAGGGGUUUGUCUUAAACCUGCGCGAUCCCCCAGUCUGGUUGCUCUCCCUUUCUGUAUCUCUUCCCUCGAUUUGGCCUUGUCUGCUACCAAAGAUGGCGGAACCCACUGAAAAGGAAAUCGUUUCACACGAUGAAUCUGCGUCUUCGCGGUACGAUGCCUCUGGCACGAACCGCGACAUCGAUCCCGAGAAACUCAACGACCCCAGAAUGCAGAAAUUGGCUGGUGAAAUUACAUAUGAGGAUGAGACAGAUCCAGUGAACAGGCAGCACAACCCGCUUGCUCAAAAACUGCGGUCGCGCCAUAUGCAGAUGAUUGCAAUCGGCGGCUCGAUCGGUGCGGGUCUAUUCGUCGGUUCUGGCAGUGCGCUGCAUAAAGGCGGCCCUGGAAGUGUGCUGCUCGGCUUCAUCAUCAUCGGCUUCAUGUUGCUCUGCACGAUGCAGGCGCUCGGUGAAUUGGCUAUUCUGUAUCCUGUCAACGGCGCUUUUUAUACCUACAUUGUUCGAUUCGUCGACCCCUCCCUCGGUUUCGCGGUCGGUUGGGAUUACGCCAUUGGCUGGCUGACCGUCUUGCCCUUCGAACUUACCGCGGCGUCAAUCACGAUUGAAUAUUGGAGAGACGACAUCCACGUCAGCGUCUGGAUCACCGUGUUCUUGGUCUUUCUCUGUCUGGUCCAGAUCUUCGGCGUCCUCGGCUACGGUGAGGUGGAAUUUGUGCUGGCGAUGAUUAAAAUCACCGCUUGCGUAGGUUUCAUCAUCUUCGGGAUUGUGGUUGAUUGUGGCGGCGUCUCUUCCGAUGACCGUGGCUAUAUUGGUGCUCGCUAUUGGCACAACCCUGGCGCUUUUCAGAAUGGAUUCAAAGGCUUCUGCACUGUCUUUGUCACGGCGGCCUUCGCCUUCGGUGGAACCGAGCUUGUCGGAUUGGCGGCCGCCGAAGCUGCUGAUCCUCAUCGCUCCCUGCCCAAAGCGACCCGGCAAGUAUUCUGGCGGAUUGCGACAUUCUACGUCCUUUCCCUUUUCAUCGUCGGUCUCAUCGUCCCGUCUGACAGCCCCGACCUUCUGGGAGCCAGCGGUGCCAAUACGAAAGCCUCUCCUUUUGUCCUGGCUAUCAAGUACGCCGGUGUCAAGGGGUUGCCAUCCGUCAUGAAUGCGGUCAUUACCAUUUCUGUCAUUAGUGUCGCUAAUAGCUGUACUUAUGGCUCCUCGCGCACCAUGCAGGCUCUCGCAGCGAGAGGAAUGGGGCCGAAGUUUUUGAUGUAUGUCGACAGGCAGGGGAGACCACUGUGGUGUGUCGUGAUCCAGCUCCUAUUCGGCUGCCUCGCGUACAUUGGUGAGGCUAAUGCUUCGGACACGAUCUUCACCUGGCUGCUCUCGCUGUCUGGGCUGAGCUUUUUCUUCCUGUGGAUGAGCAUCAAUCUCGCACAUAUUCGGUUCCGACACGGAUGGUAUGCCCACGGCUUCACCAAACAUCAACUACCCUAUCAAGCCGCUUUCGGCAUCUGGGGAUCUUAUAUUGGAGUCUCCUUGAACGUCUUGGCCAUCAUCGCGACAUUCUACACAUCGCUGUUCCCGCUGGGAUCCAGCCCUGACGCCGAGGUGUUUUUUGAGAAUUUCCUCGCUGCGCCGAUCGUCAUCGCCUUAUAUAUCGGGUGGAAACUCUGGUCUCGCGACUGGAAGCUCUUCAUUCGUGCCAGCGAGAUGGAUGUCACGAUGGGUAUUAGGAGAGGAAGCUUGGAGAUUGCGGCGGAGAAAGGGCGAAGUGGGUGGAAAAAGGCACUCCGGGUGUUUAUUUGAAGUCUGAGCGAGUUCUGGUGAGCCUACCGUGAGCGUGGCCGAGCAACUCCCUGAGUCUCCCUAAGCGCGAGGUAAGGGAACCUGAGUUGGCUCCCUUCGCUCGACUACCUAGAUGACUCGAGAACGAAAAACCUGAUUGCCAUCCA